Molecule: messenger RNA, 6765 nt
Organism: Nezara viridula (southern green stink bug)
Lineage: Eukaryota; Metazoa; Arthropoda; Insecta; Hemiptera; Pentatomidae
Source: the annotation of a GenBank genome assembly
ACGUGGUUGGAAUGCGCAACAAGCCAGUCAAAACUACACAACGAAGCUGUCCGGAACCAGAGACCAUCUCAGUCGUGUUAGUGUGCGAGCUGUCGACCCUCAUGUUGGAACUAGGCGAUUGGUGAUUGGUAGCGACCUUCGAGGUUAUCGUCCUCAGCUCAGGCAUUAAAAUGUUAGAAGCUGCAGAAAGUAGGGACCCAGGAUCCCGGCGAAGAUGAAGAGAUAUACGAUCAAGCACCUUCUUUGGGUGCUCUUGUUAUGGUUGCUGUUGGUGGAAGUUUUGGGCGAAGAUGGUGUUACCAGCAAAUCGGAGAAACAUCUGGUCAUCAAGCAAGAGUCCGGACCAAAGGGUAACUCUUCGGUCCGUUCUUUUGUUUCAACCAAGGUUUCAAGAGCAUUCACAAGCACUAGUAGUUUUGAUGAUGGGAGAAUAACAGACAAACCACCUGAUGAAAGACAAAGUACAAUUAGGUUAAGCAAUGAUAGCGUGGACUUGUCAAAAAACACAGUCCCUGUUCUGAAGUACCCAGUUUCGACUGAGUCAACUUUGAAAGAGAAGUACCGGAGAACGACUGAGAGCCCUGAGACUACUCCGUUGAAGAAAGCCUUUAAGCUAACAAAACGGAACAUGACUCGUACGCGGCCAUCGGACCUCACUACACUUUUGGUCUACAAUGCACUGACCCCCAGUCGCUACCCAAGCACUACUCAAGUGGCUGAGGCGAUGCCACCAACUGCUUGGGCUUUGGCAAGCCUCAAGGGUCCUGCACCCCCUCCUGGUGUGAAGCCAUUCGUCAACUGGUCCACCAGGCUCAGUAGGACAACCACACCAUCUCCAAUUACUACUGAGGUGACUGAUUUAGUCACAGAUGCAAGUACAACAAUGGAACCAGAUACAACUGGUUUUGAUAUUACAGCACCAGGAAAUGAGGAAAUAGAAACAACUUUUGAUGGUAACGAUACAACUUCAACUAUUGCAAACCUUGAGCUCACUACUCUGCCUGUUACGACAGAAGCUAUGGCUGAAGUUACUACUUUGAAAACUGAAGAAAACACAAUUUCAGUCCCUCCGUUAGCCUUUCUCAAAAACACUUCAUUCAAUAUAGAAAAUGGUGAAUUUUUUCCUUUUAUUAUAUCAGAAUCUCCAAAAAAUCUCACUCCUGAACCGACUAUCGUUACCAACGAUAGCUCUGUGGAUAACUUGCAACAAAAUUCUGUUGAAGUCGAACAAACCAAAAAUUUUACUAAUUCACUACCUUUAACAACGCUAGCAUUUACAAGACUGAAUGAAUCAACUACAUCUGGAGAAAUUUUCAAAGCAUCGAGUGAAAAUAGUGAUUUCGCUUUUGACAUUACUGAUGAUUCUGAUAAAAAAUCUUUGCAAGAAGCAGAUCCUAGUAUUAAUACAAUUAAUGAGAAAAAGCAUGAUGAACAAGUUUCGACAAGCACUGUCAUAUCUGCUGUAAACUCAACCGUAACAAUGCACAUCACCUCUCCAUCCUCCAAAAUACCCAAAAAAUCUAAUUCAACUGACUUUAAUGAUGUCAAUCAUAACAUAUCUGAUGAGGAAUCAGCCAAAAAUUUACCCCUUACGUUAGAAACUACUACUCUUUCUAAUAGUGUCUUUCAAUCAUCCCUUCCGCCUAAAACGGAAAAUAUUGACUCUCCAAUCAAUGAAGCUAAUCAUACUACCAAUGAUAUUAAAGUAAAAGAAAUAAACAAAAAGAUGGUACCCAUUCUUUCUGUAGUUAAUGUUAGUUCCGAAAUCCCUUCAACAAUAAGAUCUAAUGAAAUAAAACCUGAGCCUAUUAGCAGCAACACUAUUAAAACUAUGAAUAUAACCGAUUUUCAAAUAGAAUCAUUUCCUAACUAUGUAAAAGAACUCACUGAAACCACACAGUCCAAUGAUAUACAAGUUCAAGAUCAAAUAAAACCUGUCAAUAGAACAUUAACAUCACAAAAUUCUUCCGUUUCUCAGAAAUUACCAGAAAAUAGAAUAUUAAUUUCCUCUACGACACAUUUUCCUUUAAUUAAUACAACUUUUCUACCGUCAACUACAAUAACCGAAGAGAAUCUGAACAAUUAUACAAUGAUAAAUAAUUCGACAGUAUCAAUUAAUGAAACACUUGCAACUCUUCCUCCUGUUACUACAAUAGAAUACACUACCACUACGAACUAUAAUUCAACAACAGUUAUGUUUAACAAUAAGUCCAUCACUAUUUUAAAUUCUUCAUCAACAACUACACCUUCUACCUUUAAUUAUACCUCUGAGAGCGCUACUUACGAUGCUCCGUCAUCAUCUACUUCAGAAAACAUUACAACAGCCCCUAACAUUUCGAAAGCAGAUGCAGUUCCUACAACUACCCCAAGUUCUACUACUAAAUCAAACGAGAUUAAAGAGCAAGAAUUAGUAACGGAAAUUCAUCAAUUCCCUUCGGAUAGCAAUGGAACAAACUUUGAUUCAGAUUCCAAAAAUUCAGUAAAAAAUGACACUUUUGUUUUUCAUGAAGGAGAAGAUGGAGAUGAGGAUGAUACCUUAUCAUAUAAUCAAACAGACAUAGAGAGAAAAGUACCUCAAGAUACUAUCAACAAUAAUGAAAAUGAAGAUAAUGGUGAUGAUUUGUUAGAAACUGCAGUUAACGGAAGCAUUUCAGUCACAGUUAGAAAUUCCUUUAACAAGACAACAACACCAGUACCUGUUACUCGGUUCUCAUCUGUUAAAACAACAACAAUUUCUGAUGAAGUAACGAUUAUUGAUGAUGACCAUACAAAUAUUGAUGAUGAUACAAUAUACGAUACAGGAGUUAUAAUGAGCAUUUAUGUUCGAUUGGUUAUUCGAGCAACCUACCAUGACUUGUGUAAAAACAAAGAUCAGCUGAAAGAUUCAAUUGUUAAAGUAUUCAAAAAUUAUGCUGAAAGGACCAUAAACAGACGCCAGGUGAUGAUAACAAACUUAGGAAUUAAUGAUUGUACAGAAUUCCGAGAUGAAAUGGAGUCGAGACUUAUACCCGUUCAUAUAAUGCUUACAAAUAGUCAAGGUCAAUACGAUAAGGGCCUCAAUGACCUUUUCAUCUCUCUUGCAAGACGUAAAAAUCUUGAUUUCAAAUAUCCAAUUUCACAGGUUGAAAAAGUGCAGCAAGAAGCGUUGUUGGAAACAGAAUCUCAAAUCAGUGGCACCAUGGUCGCUGUGAUCAUUAUUUCUUCUAUAGCAGCAGUUUGUUUAUUCGCUUUGACAAUUUUAUUGGUUAUCAUGAGAAAAAGGCAAUCUGGUUUUAAUUACGGCCAAAGAUGCACGCCUGUUUCUCUAGACGAUUACAGCCUUGAUAAUAUAUCUGUGUACAAUAGUGUCAGGAGGAAAGCGAUCCGAGCCUCGAAACGAUCUUACGGAAAUCCAGCCUUUGAUGACCCAGAUGCAAUCUCCAAUCCAGUAAAUUUUGCUGGUUUGUCCAAUAUGGCUUCCGACAAAUCUAAAACAGAUGAAGAGUUUUCAUCACUUCCGCAAGUAGUUGUUAAACCGGAUGAACUACCUCCUGGAGCUGAAAUUAAAAAUCGAUAUGCGAAUGUUAUUCCAAUACCUGAAACUAGAGUUCAGCUACGUUCCCCUUCACCAGAAGAUCAAUUUAUAAAUGCAAAUUACGUCAAGGGUGCGAAAGGGGCUGACAAAUUUUAUAUUGCUUGUCAAGCCCCUCUUCAAAACACUAUAGAAGACUUCUGGAAGAUGAUCUGGGAUGAACAAUCAAGGUUGAUAAUAAUGCUUACAGCCCUUACAGAAAAUGGCGUGGAAAAAUGUGCUGAUUACUUACCCCCAUCGGAAGUGCUGGAUUGCCACAGAGUGUUCGGUGAUCUUCAAGUAACAUUGAAGAAGAGAGAAGCAAGAGAAAAAUAUGUUAUAUCCAGUUUACAAUUGAAGAAUCUUGAAACAAACCUUUGGAGAGAAGUGACACAUAUGUGGUACGCUGGAUGGCCUCCUACAGGUGUUCCUCCGGAACCUUCUUCAGUGAUAGCUUUCUUAAUAGAAGCCCGGUCAUAUUCUAAAUCAUCACCGAUUGUUGUCCAUUGCUCGCCUGGUACUGGGCGCACAGGGACUGUGAUUGCGAUUGACAUUGCUAUAAGAGACUUUGAGGCUGGUAGGAGUGUUGAUAUACCAAAAACAGUGGUUCAAGUGAGGAGAGGAAGAGCAGGAGCUGUACAAACGAAGGAUCAAUACUCUUUUAUAUACAAGGUGCUUCAUUUGUAUGCUACAAAACUUACUGGUGGUGGCCUGGACUCCAUUUAAACUUUCGAUUAGAAACAUAAAUUGAAGCUUUGUAUAUUUUAAGACAUAAAGUUCCUGCUAAAGUUCUGUAAUUUGAUAUGUCUUAUUUACUUGUUUAUGUUAAUAUGUAUUUAUUUCUAAUAUAUAUAAAUAUUGUAUAAUUUUGUCUUGAUUUUCAAAGCUGUGAAUGAAAAAAACAAAAAACAGAUUCUAUAAUGAGAUGUUAGUUUUAUGUAUACAGCACACUCUCAAUAUUCCAGCAAGUAUCUGAUAUAAUACUGGGCUGUGUUUAAUUAUUUAGUUAUGAAAAGUAUUAUUAAACAUUAAAAAAAAAAUUACUUUAUAAUAAUUAAUUUGUUUUUUAAUUUGAACACUUGAAGCAUCAAUUUAAUUUUUGUUUUUUACCUAUUUUACAUUCACAAAAUACAUUUGGUAACAAUAUAUAAUUUGAAGUGCCCAGGUUACGUAGAACAUUCUUUCUAAAUCUGUAUAUAUAUAUCUAAGGAUUAAUAAUAAUUGUUUUAGUCCAGUGCUGUGACGAGUUUAGUUUACUUCUGUAAAUUUUAAAUAACAUCUUUAUUCUACUAAGGAAACUUUUUUUUUCACAAAUUUAUUUAUAACAGACUCUGCCUUUUCUCAAACUGACAUGAUUUAGUUAAAAAUGCCAGAACCAGUAAUCAUCAUUUAUAUUAAUAACAUUAAAAUGUAUGUAAUUAAGAAAUAUUGAUUAUUGUUUUAUUUAUAUUCAUCCAUUCAUUAAAUACAAAAUUGGUAAUAUAAACAUAAAAGAAAUAAUAAUGAAACUAAUAAUUUAUUAAUUUUAUAAAUCGUUGAUUUUCAUUUGUUUUUUCAACUCUAGUUUAUCAUGUACUAUUUUCAAACCACCAUUUCAUUAGUAUUAAGACGUUUGUAAAGAUAAUGGGUUUGAAUAUUGAUAUUAUUAAUAAAUAUAAAAUUAAAAACCAUAGUAGUUUGUGGUAUGAGUUUCCGAUAAACUUUCAUGAAGGAUUUGGUAUCUUGCCGGAUAUAAGAGAGUUUACUGUAUUUUCUAUUACUCCUUGAUCUGAAAAUUGGGACCAAAGAUUCCUUUCAACAUUUAAAAUGUAAAUAAUUACUCCGAUGCUGCUAGUAUCAUAUGAUGUUUUGUUGAAAUUGUUAAUCUAUUUUUUAAAUGUUGCUUCAUUUUUUAAAUCUUUUUUUUUUGGUGCAGUUAUUUCAUAUUGGCACUGUAGACUGUGAUCUAUGUUAUGAGAAAUUGUAUUUAAAAUUCUAUUUAUAUUUAAUUUUAGUUACAUUGCAUUCAAGUGCUCUCUUGAUAAAUUAAAACGUUAUGGAAGUAACUUGAGUUAAUAUUAAAUUUUUUUAACUCAAGUUUUGUGAUGAAUAUAUGAAUGUAUGUAGGAUUUGUAUUUUGUAUACAGUAGUCAUGGAAAUAAUCGCAUGCUAUUGUUAAUUUUUAAGAGCUGUUUCUUAUAAUUUGUAUUAAUUAUUUCUAUAGUGAGUGUUCUAUAAAUAUUUAUGUAGAAUACAAUUUAUAUAACAUAUUUUAUAAAGUAUUUAUAUAAUAUAUUAUAUAUAAAUGUGUAUUUUUAUUGAUAGUAUUGCUUAGUAUUUACGUUUUAUACAGAAUGUCCAAGAAAAAAUACAUAUCACAAAUGUUCAUACAUAUAUUUAUAGAUACAUACAUAUAUGUAUAUAAUUACUAGUUUUUUUUUCUUUUCUAAACAAACAAAAUUUAUUAUUCUGUUUAUUGUAUUAUAGAUCUGGAGUUGUAUUAUAUUUUUGUUAUAAAUGUGAAACUAUUAAAAAGAAAUAAUAUGCUUUUUUUUUCUUUUAAUUACUUGAAUCAAUUUGACUAUUAUUAAAUUAUGGAAUAUUUGAAUUUUCAGUGGUUAAAUACAAAAAGAAUUGUUUGUUCUGGGACAAAGUAUAUUUUGACUAAUACUCAGCGUAUGUAAAAAGCUGCAAUGAGUUAGGGCUACGUUGAUAUCAAUUAUAUUGAGAUCAAUCAAACUGGUUGAUAUAAAUGUUGUUUACUUUUAUUGAAGUUUCUUCAAUAUUAUUGAGAGUGCCAAUAUAAUUGCUAGUAAAAGGGCUAUAUUGAACAAUAUUAAAUCAUAUUUGAGGAUCUAGAACCUCGAGAAGCGCUGGCUGAUAUUUAUUUAUCUAAUAGGUACAGAGCAGGAGCCCGUGUUUGUUGGAGGGGGGGAGAAUCCGUCCCCAUACAUCUUCAUUUUUUUAAAGGCUAAAUGGCAAUAUUCUGUGACAUAUUAUGUUUUUUCCAAAAGUUAAUUUUGUAUUAAAUAUUAAACAAUUAGAAAACAAGAAAAUAUACAAUUUGAAAGAACAAAUGUUUUAAUUUUAAGCAGCAAAAGAAACAUUGCAAAUAACACAAAUAUUAAGGUUACUUUAUAUAGUGAUUAUAAAACACAUUAUUGAAAUAUUCCAUUCCUAUACAUCCUCAUAACAAUGUUGGUAUUAACAGUUGGUAAUAAAUUCUGGUAAUAAAC